Etheostoma cragini (Arkansas darter) is the source of this 3641-nucleotide messenger RNA. RefSeq lists its product as uncharacterized. The record is from RefSeq and is a predicted model, not a curated record. The coding region runs from base 618 to 3575 and encodes 985 amino acids. The transcript is spliced from 17 exons. NCBI's taxonomy places the organism in Eukaryota, Metazoa, Chordata, Actinopteri, Perciformes, Percidae.
GUGAAAUCAAAUGGUUUUUUUCUUUGUGUAAGGUUUCCUGUUUAAUGUGUGAUUUACCUUUUAUGUUUUGGGAUAUAAGAAAAAACACAAUUUAUACAAACUUCUGAAAUAUUUUGAUAUGUUUUCACACUUUUGAAUGCGCUAGAAGUACCAAAGAACAUGUAAAUAGAUGUCAAAUACUGUAAGCUGCUAAGUGCCUGUAAAAAAGAAAACCCGGAACAGAUGCUUUCAUUAUAAAAAAAAAAAACAGUCAAUAGAGGAAGUGAGAGGGUGUUGCAGGCAUACUAUAGCCAGCAAGUUGAAGGAGAAAACCGUAUCAUCUUCAUCAACUAUUAAAGAUGAAGUUCUCUGGCUUGCACAAUUGGCCAUGCAAAUUUUACAAGAUUUUAGUUGAACUGUGAAAACUUCCUUUAUUUUUUUCUCACUCUUACUUUAUGAAGGAUGGUAAGUGCUAUGGACUGAUGUAAGUGAAUCUUCUGAGUUAUUGAGAUUUAGUGCCACAUGAAAAUGACGGCUCUGGCAGUUGGGUGGUUGGUAUUUCUGGCUCUGAUAACAAGUAGGAAUUUUCUUGUCUCUCGUCAUGCCCCUUCACACUAGAAGAGAAUAACCUGACAGCCAUGGAGGGUUCCUGCAUUGAAAUCAAAUGCACAGUCACACGUUAUGUUGAUGUUAAAGAUGCACACUGGUUUUGGAUAAAGAAUCCAACUUGGCAUGACAUGGUUUUGACUGGCACUGUUAUUUACAGCACAGAUGAAUCAGUGCGUCGUGUCAAUUCAGACUUCGCAGCUAGAGUUAAAUAUACCGGCUCACCUCCAGAUUUAAGUUGGAACAAUGCUCUUCAACCAGAGCUGUGCAGUAUUUUAAUCUGCAACCUAAACAAAACUGACAGUGGAGAUUAUGCUUUCAGAUUUGUAGGAAAAGAAAAAUGGAUAACUAAACCAGCGGUGAUCCUCACAGUUACAGAAAAUCCAUGCCCGAUCACUUUUGAGAAACCAGCAGCUGUGAAAGAAUCGGGCAUGUUAACACUCACAUGCUCCACUUCAAGUUCAUGUCCUUCAGAGCUACAAAUUGGAGGUUUGACGGAACAGUCCCUAACGCCUCCACUAAGAAACAAUGAAAAAGAGAAAAGCACCACCGUCAAUCUAACAGUCAGCUGGAAGGACGAUGGGAAGGAGUUUUCAUGCAAAACACAUGAUAACAAAGACAAAUAUUUGAUUCAAAAUAUCAGUGUAACUGUUGAAUAUGCUCCCAAAGACACCUUGGCUGAAACAAGCUCUCAAAUAGUUAAGAAAGGACAAUCUGUAACUCUCACUUGCUCCGCCAAAGGAAAUCCUGCCCCCACCUUUACCUGGUUUAAAAAUAAACAACACGCUGGGGAAACAGGGGCAGAAUGGAUAAUCACAUCAAUUGAGGAGUCACAGGAUGGAGAAUACCAUUGUGAAGCUACAAACAAACAUGGGAUAACGCCAUCAAACCCAGUCACUAUUAAUGUCCAAUAUCUUCCCGAAGUUGAGGUGAAUUCCUCUGCUUCUGUAGUUAAACAAGGGGAAACAAUAACUUUGACAUGUAUCGUGAAAAGAAGCAAACCACCACCUGGCACCUACUCUUGGUUUAAAGAUGGAAAAGCUGUUUGUCAGGAACAAACAUAUGUUGUUAAAAGAAUCCAGCCUGAGAACAGUGGCUUGUACACAUGUAGUGCCACCAACACUGUGGGUACUGGAAAAUCAGGGUCACUUCAAAUUAAAGUUGAAUAUGCCCCAAGGAAGACAUCCAUCAGUCCUGUUGUUACAGUGAAAGUUGGUAGCUCCCUUCAAUUUACUUGUAUCACUGAUGCCAACCCUGCACCGUCGAGUUACUCCUGGUACCGUUACAACAUAAAGAAACAGAUUGACUCCUCAAAGUGGUCGUCCAAGAAUUCUAAAGAAAACGUGCUAUAUUUGGCCAAAGUAGAGAGAGCCGAUGAAGCAUGUUACAUUUGCAACGCCACCAACAAGAUCAAUACUGGAGACAACAGUGAGCCAGUGUGCAUACAAGUACACUAUCCUCCAACUGACCCCACGCUGGCUAUGAAUACUGAGCUCAAUGAAGAUCAGCUCAUCACCAUCAACUGUACUGUUGAAAGCUUCCCACCAUCAACACUCGCCUUGACAAGGACUUCCAAAUCAAAACCUCAGUCCAAAGAAUGUUUUUUCCCUCAACCUUGGCCUUCUAACACUCUUCACCACAAAUUCAAUGUGACUUCCACUCACGCAGGAGUUUACACCUGCAUGGCGACAAACAGCGAAGGUUCAAAGACAAGCAGACCAAAAACAUUGGUGGUAAAAUAUCGUCCCAAAAACGUGACUUUAAAAGCUGAGCCUGCUCUCGUUGUGAAUGAAAACAAGUCGUUGACGUUACGUUGCAUUGCCCAGUCCCACCCACCAGUGACCUCCAUCACCUGGAUGAAGAUGAAUGAUGGGAAGAGUGAAAUCCUCCGGAAAGGCCAGACUUUCAUUCUGACUUCAGUCAGGCCUUCUGACAGCGGGCUGUACAGCUGUGCAGCCAGUAAUGAUAUUGGAACUGGAAACUCACAGAAGGCUGAGGUCAAAGUCAAGUAUGCUCCAAAACACACCAAUAUCACGAGAGCACCAGAGCAGCAGGAGCCUGACGGAACGAGAUUUGUCGAGCUGAGCUGCAGUAGUCACAGCUAUCCCCCAGUCACGCAAUAUUCAUGGUACAAGAUAAAGGCUGAGGAAGGGGAUGAGAAAGUGUCUGACCGUCAGAGCUACACAGUACAUUCAAACCAGCCAGGAGGCUACUACUGCAUCGCCAAAAAUGAAAUAAAUCAAAGAAAGUCUGACCCAGUUCAUCUGUUUGACCGAACAUUGACAAAGGCCCUGUACAUCUUUCUUUUUCUUUUUAUCCUUUUCAUAAUCAUUGCAAUUGUCGUAUUCUACAGGAAGAAGAAAUCAAUUCAACAAGGAACUACAAACACAGCGACCGGUUUUGGUUUUCUGGGUUGGUGGAAUGACGCCAGGAGGAGAAAUCGAAUGAACGACCACUGUAUGGCAGGACCUUUUAGGAGCAGAGAUGACCUCUUGUCAGACCAGCCACGCCAUCCAAAUGGCCAACGAUGCCAGCCUCGUCCAGACAGGACCCCUGCCUCCAACAUCAGCAGUGUUUACUGUCUUGUGAAUCCGCCCUCCGGAAAACAAGGUCCUUCUGCACAAAAGCCAAUCAGAAAGCAAGGUGGACACACACAGGAUGAUUCUCUCAACUACGCUUCUUUACACUUUGGAAAUGAGCAAAAGCACAAUCCUACGAAAGUGGAAGAUGUGUAUUCUAUGGUGUCUAAGCAAAACCCACUUAAAAAGAAUGAUGAAAGGUUGGAGGACUACGAGAACGUCAGCGCAGCACCCACAGCCAAAUCUCAAAAUGCAUUAAACUCUGACUCUGACACAGACACCAGUGAGGAUGAAAUACAGAUCAAUUAUUCCCAUGUGAGCUUCAAGCCAAAUCCUGGACUUCAGAGAGCCGUCAGAGACUCUAGCUGCUCUGAUGAUGAGGGGAUACAGUACUCUGAAGUCAACAUCUGAGUUUAGAUACUCUUAUUCUUAUAGGUAUAGCCAACUCUUUAAUAGGGGUUUCAUCGCUGCAUUGUU